AGCAGAUCUUUGAUUGAUGAGAGACGACUGAUAGUCAUCCGUUCGCAACGUAGAGCCUGUUACGUACGUAAAUUGGCUGAAGUUGCAAUGCCCCAUAUGCACAGAGACAUAAAAUCGUCAGGCCAAACCCUAUAAUUCUUGGGUGGUGAUAGAAAAGACUAGCCGUCAAAGAUACGGUUCAACAAACAUCAAUUAACGAAAUAAAGGUACAACGGGAAUGAGAAACGCAGAAGCUUGGAACUUGGAGACGACAAAGAAUGGAUGCACUUGUGUUAUUAUAAACGGUUUUGAGCCAUGUCAUCCAAAGUUUUUAACCAAUGGCUACGAAAAACAUGCAGAUCCCGAAUCGAUCGUUACAAGGGGACCAAAACCACUAGGUAGAUCAAUAAAACGUUAUCUGGACAACCUCAGAGUUUUACAGACUUGGUCUUCAGCAAAGGUUCUUCUGGUAUAAUGUGAUGAUAUUUCCACCCAUUGCUUGAUCCAUUUGACCAGUAAAACAAAGUAUAUGGUUCAGCAUUUCGUACGUUAUAAACAUUUUAUUUAAUUUUCAGGAGGAUGGGUGGCUUAUUCUAGACAUGAGGUUGUAGUAUCUCACUCGGUCCAACUUUCUUUUGAAUGCGUUGAGAGACAAAGCUACGGAAACAUUUGUUAUUCAUGAAACGACUGUCUUGAACCCUUCACAAGACUUUGAGAUGACUUUAAUGAAAUCCCUGACAUUAUGGUUCUCAACACAGUUUUUCGAUCAUUGUGCUGCAGGUAGACUUGAAAGCUAUUUUCGCCUUCAAAUAAUGAAUUUUGUCAGUAAGUAUAAGCAAAUCUGUCGGUCCUACAAAAUCACUUAUGGGAUAAAGGUUGUUUCCGCAUUUCUAGUCUUUAUACAAAAGCCUCAUUCAAAAAUUAGUCUGUGUUGUUAAGCCAGUUUGAUGAGAUAACAUAGUUUCCAGUUACCAGCAUGUCACUGCCCUAUGUCUAAGCAAGAAAUAGCAAAAUAGUAAAGCAAUUUAAACAGUAAGAACAAAACAGACGUUAAGCAGAUAUCAUCGUUAGCAUUUCUAGAUUAAUUUUAACUAAACGUUUUAGUCCGCAUAGUCAUUCUAACCUUGCUUAGAGGACUUAAAUAUUUCCCUAAAUUAACUUAAUUGUCUGUUCUUUGAUAGAGUAUUUGCGGCAAGCGUUAAAUCACUGACAAACAAGUUGUGGUGAAAAACCAGUUUUUUGGAUAUUUAGAUGAGUCAGAUAUGUUAUAAAACUAUUUAACUUUCUGUUAUAGCCUAAGGUAAGUAAAUCCAACCUUCCUACUCUUUUACAUUGCGUUUUUACAGCUUAAGAAGGAAGCAUAUUAAUUGUUUUUGAUAGGUGACAAAAUACUUCGUCUUUAUUCUUUUCAUCAAGUUUAUAGCAUAAACAUUUUAAUGUGAUUCAUCAAUACUAUGAGCUGUCAGUGUUUUUUAAUUUCUGGUUUGACCUGUAUCUUUAAAGUAUAAUCCACCUCUGGAAGUGUGCUAAUUGUCUACUUUAAAACAUAUUUUUGAAAGUAGUUUUUGGGAUUUUGUUUGACAUAACUUAUUAUCAGUUACAUUUUUAAAAUUUAAAGUUCAGGUUUUCCAUCAGAUAAACUGCUAUUACGCGUAAAUAAAUAGUUUCAACCAUUCUACACGAGUAUAAUAAGGAGAAAUUUAAAAGUUCAUUUGAUCGAUUUUAUGUGACUGGAUUUCUUUACGUUAUUGUAUCAGCAUGAAUGAUUUCCAGAAGUUAUUGUUAAUUUUUGGUGGAUUUAUUUCGUAUAUGCUGGCUGAUGGAUACACUUACUCAAUGGGUAUAUUGUAUUCGGAACUCAUGAGUGAUUUCCAUCUUAGCAGUGUUGAAGCUGCCAUCCUACCUGGAAUGAUUUUUUCAAUGCCUCAAUUUUUUGCACCCUUUCUGUGUCCACUACUUGACACUUAUGGAUUUUCAUCUGGUUCUGCAUGGGGUGCACUGUUAAUGUGGAUCGGAUGCUUUGUUUCCUCCUUUGCGAACAGUUUUCACGUUCUAUACUUGACUCUUGGAAUAUUGACCAGUAUUGGACUUCAAUUGACAUAUUUAUCCGCACUGAUGUCCGUAACUGCCCAAUUCGAAAACAGUUCAUAUUUCGGAUUAGCCAUAGGACUCACCAUGUGUGGUUCGGGUGUUGGUGCAUUUGCAUCGAAUUACCUUCUUGCUUGGCUCCUAAGUAUUUGGACUUGGCGUGAGGUAUUAUUGAUCGAAUCCGCCAUACUUUUGAACAUUUUGGUUACAGCAUCGUGUUCUCAUCAUUUAGAUGCAGAACUAAAUGCAAAAACAUUGGUAAAACAUGAGAUAGAAGAUAUAAAUCAUCAGAACAAGUAUCCUUCUGAAGCAGAUCUUCCCAGUGAUUGUUCAAUAACUAAAUACUUUUGGAAUAUAAUUCCAUUUUGUUUAUGUAUUCCAUCGUUAUUCCGGUUUCGAAAGUAUCCUUUACUUUCAUCUCAUUCAAAUAUUAUAAAGACCAAUGCUGAAAAUAGUGAUUAUGAUAUCGUCAGUAAAGAAAGAAUAAAUGGAAUGAGAUUUUCAAAUAGAUCAUUAUCAUUUGGAUGCCCACAAUUUUUACAAGAAUUCACUUCAAAUUUUAAAAAGUUAUUUUCACCAAAAUUAUGGAAAAAUCCUAAUUUUUUAUUUUAUGUAAUAGCUAAUGGUAUAGCUGGUGCUGGAGUUGUCAUACCAUGGACAUUUGUUUACGAUCAUGUUCUAACCACUCUGUAUUAUUUGAAUGAUCAAAAUUCAAUUGGAGAUAUAAACAAUCAAGAUAUCUCUUGGCUUCCAUCUUUAAUUGGAUUCGGUUUGCUAUUUGGUCAGUUGUUUUAUGGUCUGCUAACUUCUCAGUUUGGUGACAUCGGUACCUGUUUUAAAAAUAACAAUCAAGAUUCCAAAGUUGAAAAUGGUAGCACUUGUUGUCAACGAAAUUGCUUUCAAUCUAUCAAUAAAAAAUGUCAAUUGUCAAAGUAUCAAUUUCAUUUAGCAAUCUUCCUGAUAACACUUCUUUUAAAUAGCGCAUGUACACUAACUUUAGCUUUAGUCCCAUUAUGGUCUGUUCAAAGUGAAUCAAAGCACUUCGAAUUAUUCUCGCAUCAAGAAGGAAAAUUAUUAGCGUUGGCUUGCUUCUUUGUCGGCAUAUCGAAUGGUGGAUUGUACGUCAUGUUUCCGCAGUUAAUCAUUGAUAUUGUUGGUACUGAAUUAUGGUCUUCUGGACUUGGCAUAUUUUUAACUUUUAACGGUCUUAUGAAUUUGUGUGGAACUAAUAUUGGAGGCAAAAUAUAUGACACUAGAGGUUCAUAUCAAAUGGCACUUUUAAUCGCCGCAUUUCUGUCGCUAUUUGCUUUUCUUUUGGUCGUCAUGAAGGAGAUAUUCACGUGGUUAAUAAAGAGAUCUACGUUAUCUGCCAAUUCAGAUUAAAUGCAAAGACAAAUUUAUAUAUGAUUUUAUUUAUUCUAAGGAUUUAAGUGACAUUUUAAAAGUCUCUUUUUUACUGCAUAUUGUAUUGUUCACUAGUAAACUAUUUAAAGAUGGCCUCAUCAUAUC
Messenger RNA from Schistosoma rodhaini, 3576 nucleotides. The record is from the annotation of a GenBank genome assembly. Lineage: Eukaryota; Metazoa; Platyhelminthes; Trematoda; Strigeidida; Schistosomatidae.